UCCGUCUCACCCUUCUCUUCAUGCCGAAUUCGCGGGAUUUGCGCGCCGCUCUCUCCUUUCGCGCCUUUCGCAAAUUUGUUCCCAAAGUCACUUGUUCCGCGUGACGCGAAUGGGGGAGAACUCGUGCCGUUCGAAAUUCGAAAUUUGAGACGCGCCUUCGAACCUACCCACCCCGGAAAGAAGAGGGAGGCGGGGAGGGAGGUAAAGUGACGAGAGGCGGAUUCCGCGCCAGAAUCGCGAUGUGGUCUUCGCCGCCGCGAACAGCUUGGCCGGCCAAGCGGUGUUCUAUCGACCGGCUUCGAUACGAAACCCUCCCGACAUGAAAGGACGGGACGGGUGGGCUGGCCGUUCGAUAGACGGACGAUCGAGCGACCGCGAUCGAUCUCACGAGCCUCGGGAUCCCUCGAACCCAAGGUACCCCGGUCGUCCUCGUUCCGUGACGAGACCGGCGAAAAAGAAAAUAACGUCGAUAGUCUUCGCGCGGCAGCUCACUGAUGCGUCCACCGAUCUCAAGAAGGUUCUUACCGAUAGGAUCCCGAAAGAACAAGAGCGGGUCAAAGCCUUUCGUAGAGACCAUGGCUCCACCAAAGUCGGAGAAGUCACCGUCGACAUGAUGUACGGUGGUAUGCGUGGCAUUAAGGGCCUCGUGUGGGAGCCGUCAGUGUUGGAUCCGGAGGAGGGUAUCCGCUUCCGCGGCAAGUCGAUCCCCGAAUGCCAGAAACUCUUGCCGAAGGCAUCCGGCGGUGCGGAGCCGCUCCCGGAGGGUCUCUUCUGGCUACUAAUCACCGGCGACGUGCCCACGGACGCGCAGGUGCGGGCCAUCUCGCAGGAAUGGGCGUCCAGGAGCUCAUUGCCAGAGCAUGUAGUCAAGGCUCUUAAUAACUUCCCCAAGACGCUACACCCGAUGACGCAGUUCUCCGCGGCGAUCACGCUGUUGAACAGCGAGAGCGAGUUCGUUAAGGCGUACAACAAGGGCGUGCACAAGAGCAAGUUUUGGGAGACUGUGUACGAAGACUCAAUGAAUCUGAUCGCCAAACUACCGGUGGUGGCGGCUACUAUCUAUCGCAACAUCUACAAGGGCGGCAAGGGUCUGGGUUCCGUCGACGCUGGCAGGGACUGGUCUUGGAACUUCGCCAACAUGCUCGGCUACGACAAUCCGCAAUUCAUCGAGCUGAUGCGCCUCUACCUGACGAUCCAUUCGGAUCACGAGGGCGGUAACGUGUCCGCUCACACCACCCACUUGGUGGGAUCCGCCUUGUCGGACCCGUAUCUGUCCUUCGCCGCCGGUAUGAACGGUUUAGCUGGGCCGUUGCACGGUUUGGCCAAUCAGGAAGUGCUGGUGUGGCUGGAGAAGCUGCGCGGUCAGGUCGGCGACAGUCCGAGCGACGACAAGCUCAAGGAGUUUAUCUGGAAUACGUUGAAGAGCGGCCAGGUCGUGCCCGGUUAUGGACACGCCGUUCUUAGGAAGACCGAUCCGCGAUACACCUGUCAGAGGGAGUUUGCGCUAAAACAUUUGCCGGACGAUCCGUUAUUCAAGCUUGUUGCGCAAGUAUAUAAAGUGGUGCCGCCGAUUUUGCUGGAGACCGGUAAGGUAAAGAACCCAUGGCCGAACGUGGAUGCGCACUCGGGCGUGCUGUUGCAAUACUACGGCAUGAAAGAGAUGAACUACUACACGGUCCUGUUCGGUGUGUCCCGCGCAUUGGGCGUGCUCGCCUCUCUUGUUUGGGACCGCGCCUUAGGACUGCCCAUUGAGAGGCCUAAGUCCCUCAGCACCGAUCUCCUCAUGAAGGCCGUCAAAGCUUAAGGAUCGUCUUUUACCGGAUUGACGAUUAAUCAGCAUCACCUCGGAGUCUCGUUGUCCCGGCCUCGACUUUGUUCGAGCAUCGCCCGCGGCGCCACGGAACUUUGAUAGAAUAUCAUUUUGAUACCGACCUCGCGACGGAGACAACUCAACGAGCCCGCGCCUUAUCGAACGAACGAGAUCGCGAAUGAGAAAGCGAUAGAGUGAGUGAAUGGGAGAACGAGAAUGAAAACGAAUGAGACAUAAGGCUAGGUAUUAAACACGACAAAUAAUUAUGUCUAAUAAUGUAUUAUCUAAAUGUAGAUUAUUAAGAGCAGACACAUCAACUUCCGCUUCAACGAGCGAAAGUUUUUAUUAAUUCUUUUCCUGCUGUCGAUAUUUCCAAAAUGAUGACAAAUAGGCUUAUUGAUUAUAUAGACAUAUUAUAAUUAUUACUUUUAUGAGUAUAUGAUAAAAUUCAUAACGUAAUGUAAUUAAUAUGACUGUUUGACUCUUACGAAGUAUCGAUUGCUGGGACAGUUUUAAAUGUAGAUGUCAUCCGUUGUAACCUACGUUGUCCUCGCAACGUAGCUGCUUGUACACGUGGAAACAUAGAUUGGUCCAAUAGUAAAAACUGCCAAAAUUGCGAGGAAACCUAAGAUAGCGCAAGAAAUCCAGAGGAUGGCUUUUAAAUGUCUGAGUAUUGAAUUUUUAAAUUUCUCUAAAUAUCUUUGACGUUUAAAAGAUGUCUUCUGGAACUAGUUAUUUAUAGAAACACACACAAGAUAGAGAAAUGCGUGAGAAAGAUAGGUUAAGCAUAUUGUAAAUAAAGUCAUCGCUCAAUACAAAACAACACGUUGACUACCGUUAGAAAUUUCGGAGGAACGGCAUAAUCCACGGCGAUAAUCAAUGUGUUUAGCUCAACGACUUGACAGCCACUAGAUUCGUCGCAUUCAAGGCAACAUUAAAAUUAAAAAAAAACAUCAAAAGUUUAAAAGAUGAUAUUUUGACAACAAAAUAACGACAAAUGAUGUCCUAAUUUAGAUUGGAUGUUACUUCGGUCUUCGGUGACUUGCGCCGCCCGGGACAUGUAGUUGGUAAGAUCUAACUCAUUGUUGUCUUGCUUUGUCACACACUCCCUGGGUGUGUAGUCAUAGAUUUUAUUCUCAAUCAAGUGAAUUUAUUUGGAAAAUCGGAUUUGUCAGCGGCAAAAAGCGAUAUCGAAUUUUUGCAAUUAGAGGAUAGAUUAUUAGAUCAAGGCAAUAGUCGGUAACGGAACGCCAGAAAGGCGAACGUGCCAAUUAGUUCACGAGACAUAGAUCUCCCGGUCAUUAGUUUACAGUUUUCCCUCACCUCCCUCAGGAAGUUCAUUCUAACCGAUUAUUUUUAGAAUGGCGAAAAGAAAUGCUAUUGCUGUGUAACGCGAGUUGCAGUAGUUGCGAAAUACUUAACAGCGAGCAAUGAUGCAGAGAGUGAUCGAGCAUACUUAAAAAUAGCGUUUAUAGCGUCUCGUUGGACGGCUACUCGCGAUCGAUUGUAACGCAGAGGAACCCGCCGCGAUUCCGCGUAAAAUUAAGGAGCAUGACCAGUGGUAGACCCACUGUAACAAGAAUGAAUGAAUGUGUGCAUAUCUUAUUUAUAACGAAUGUGAAAAUAAAUGGAUCAAAAGGUAA
Messenger RNA from Monomorium pharaonis (pharaoh ant), 3453 nucleotides. It is a transcript of the gene kdn, whose product is annotated as probable citrate synthase 2, mitochondrial. The record is from RefSeq and is a predicted model, not a curated record. Gene Ontology annotation, cellular component: mitochondrial matrix. Gene Ontology annotation, biological process: citrate metabolic process; tricarboxylic acid cycle; carbohydrate metabolic process. Bases 320 to 1804 code for a protein of 494 amino acids. NCBI's taxonomy places the organism in Eukaryota, Metazoa, Arthropoda, Insecta, Hymenoptera, Formicidae. The transcript has 4 exons.